AUGUACACGGUGGAAGACGUGGCGUCGCAUUCCAAUGCGUCCAGCUGCUGGAUAUCUCGCGCUGGCAAAGUCUACGACGUCUCUGGGUUCCUCAACGACCACCCAGGCGGUGACGACUUGAUUCUCAACCACGCUGGGAAGGACGUUGGUGAUGCUAUGCGAGAUGAGGACGAGCAUGUGCACUCUGAGUCUGCUUAUGAGAUGUUGGAGGAAUAUCUUAUUGGAAGAAUAGGAGCGGAGGAGUCUAUAGUUCGAGAAGAUUGGGAAGCUACGGAUGAUUUUCAUCCAGAUGACACGGAUUCUGCGAGGGAUUAUGAGAAAAACCAGUUCCUUGACCUCCGCAAACCCCUCUUCAUGCAGAUGUGGAAUGCGAACUUUAGUAAAUCAUACUAUCUGCAGCAGGUCCAUCAACCCCGUCACCUUCCUGAGCCAGCGCGUUUGUUUGGUCCGGAUAUACUAGAGAUGGCGACGCGCACAGUGUGGUACGUGGUGCCCAUAUUCUGGGCCCCGAUCGCAAUAUACCUGUUUCUGCGGUCCGUUUUCCAAUUUACCGGACCUCUACCUGGUUUCUUCUCGAAUCCUACGCUGCCGCUAUCUCAGCUUGGCACAAUCCCGACGGACUCGUUUGUGAAAACUGGGCUGUGCUUUUUGGCUGGGAAUGUUAUCUGGACUAUGCUGGAGUAUGGGAUGCAUCGGUUCUUAUUUCAUAUUGAUGAAUAUCUUCCUGAUAAACCCGCGUUUCUGACGCUGCAUUUCUUGAUGCAUGGGAUCCACCAUUAUUUGCCUAUGGACCGUCUGCGGCUGGUAAUGCCUCCGACCCUUUUUACUAUUCUACAGUUUCCCUUCACCCAGCUCGCAUAUGUUAUCUUCCCCGCAUCAGUCUCAAACGGCAUUAUCGCCGGUGCUUUCACCUUUUAUAUCCUGUACGACUGCAUGCACUAUGCGCUACACCAUACGAGGCUUCCGCAGUACAUGAAAGACAUGAAAAAAUACCAUCUUGCGCAUCACUACAAAAACUUUGAGCUCGGGUUUGGUGUUACCAGCAAAAUCUGGGACAUUGCUUUCAAUACUGUCCUCAAGGUGUAA
Laccaria bicolor S238N-H82 is the source of this 1086-nucleotide messenger RNA. RefSeq names its product fatty acid-2 hydroxylase. The record is from RefSeq and is a predicted model, not a curated record. Gene Ontology annotation, biological process: lipid biosynthetic process; fatty acid metabolic process. Gene Ontology annotation, molecular function: heme binding; iron ion binding; fatty acid 2-hydroxylase activity. Gene Ontology annotation, cellular component: endoplasmic reticulum; membrane. The coding region runs from base 1 to 1086 and encodes 361 amino acids. The transcript is spliced from 8 exons. Lineage: Eukaryota; Fungi; Basidiomycota; Agaricomycetes; Agaricales; Hydnangiaceae.